CCAGUCUGGUGUACCCCUGCACCCUGCGUCCCGGCCCUGAGUCCCUUUCCUCGCUCCCAAGUCCGGCCCUCGCCCCGCCCAGGCUCAGCCGCCAUGGAGCGCUGGCCUUGGCCGUCGGGCGGCGCCUGGCUGCUCGUGGCGGCCCGCGCUCUGCUGCAGCUACUGCGCGCAGACCUGCGUCUGGGCCGCCCGUUGCUGGCGGCGCUGGCGCUGCUGGCCGCGCUCGACUGGCUGUGCCAGCGCCUGCUGCCCCCGCCGGCCGCACUCGCCGUGUUGGCUGCCGCUGGCUGGAUCGCGUUGUCCCGCCUGGCGCGCCCGCUGCGCCUGCCGGUGGCCACUCGCGCGGUGCUCAUCACCGGCUGUGACUCUGGUUUUGGCAAGGAGACGGCCAAGAAACUGGAUGCCAUGGGCUUCACGGUACUGGCCACUGUGUUGGAGUUGAAUAGCCCCGGCGCCCUAGAGCUGCGUGCCUGCUGUUCCCCUCGCCUAAGGCUGCUGCAGAUGGACCUGACUAAGCCAGCGGACAUUAGCCGUGCACUGGAGUUCACCAAGGCUCAUACCACCAGCACUGGCCUGUGGGGCCUGGUCAACAAUGCAGGCUUCAAUGAGGUAGUAGCUGAUGUGGAGCUGUCUCCAGUGGCCACCUUCCGCAACUGCAUGGAAGUGAACUUCUUUGGUGCACUGGAGCUGACUAAGGGCCUCCUGCCACUCCUGCGCCACUCAAAGGGUCGCAUUGUAACAGUGGGCAGCCCAGCAGGAGACAUGCCAUAUCCAUGCUUGGCAGCCUAUGGGACCUCCAAGGCAGCCAUGGCACUGCUCAUGGACAUAUUCAGCUGUGAACUGCUUCCCUGGGGUAUCAAAGUUAGCGUUAUCCAGCCUGGCUGCUUCAAGACAGAGUCAGUGAGAAACGUGAGCCAAUGGGAACAGCGCAAGCAAUUGCUGCUGGCCAACCUGCCACCAGAGCUGCUGCAAGCCUAUGGUGAAGACUACAUUGAACACUUGCAUGGGCAGUUUCUGCAUUCGCUGGGCCUGGCCCUACCAGACCUCAGCCCAGUUGUAGAUGCCAUCACUGAUGCACUGCUGGCAGCUCAGCCACGCCGCCGCUAUUACCCAGGUCGUGGCCUGGGGCUCAUGUACUUCAUCCACUACUACCUGCCAGAGGGCCUGCGGCGCCGUUUCCUGCAGAACUUCUUCAUCAAUCCCUGUCUUCCUCGAGCACUGCGGCCUAGCCAUCCUGGCCCUAAACCUGCCCAGGAUACACCCCAGGACCCAAACCCAAACCCAAACCCUUCCCCAGGGGCAGCUCGGUGAGCUAUAUGUGUAUAAGGCCUAGCUGCUCCAGCACAGGAGACUCUGUGAGCACUCCUUGCUCUUCCCUGGCUAUUAUGACCCCCUCAAGUCUGCCCUAGAACCUGGCCUAAACAACUCCAGUCCCACCCACUGCAGAUGUCCAGUCCAGGUCCAGGAUGAGGUUUUCCAGUGAUCCUCUGGGCCUCUCUACUGCUUCACGAACCCACAAAGACCUUCUUGGGCGCAGUGUUUCACCCUACAGCUUGGAGAACCCAGAUGAAUGGGAAGUUUAGGUAAGAUUUAGCUGCAGCCUUUGACAGGACCCUGCCUCUGCAAACUAAGGAGUGACUGGGUAAUUAGGGACCUUUCCAGGAUUGUUUCUUAGCACCUGUGCCUCAGUGCUACAAUUCCAGGGUUAAAUUCCAACUGUCUCUUGACCAGCUCAACAAUUAGAAGCCCAAUCUCCCUCCCCAAGCCACAAGGAACUGCAUACCCAACUUACCCAAUUGCUACUUUUUAAAUAAAGACAAAAUUUUAUUUCUC
Sciurus carolinensis (gray squirrel) is the source of this 1833-nucleotide messenger RNA. RefSeq names its product hydroxysteroid 11-beta dehydrogenase 2 (gene Hsd11b2). Gene Ontology annotation, molecular function: oxidoreductase activity. The transcript is spliced from 5 exons. The record is from RefSeq and is a predicted model, not a curated record. Lineage: Eukaryota; Metazoa; Chordata; Mammalia; Rodentia; Sciuridae. The coding region runs from base 94 to 1311 and encodes 405 amino acids.